GACGUAGUUACGUGUUUACAAUAUUCUGAACAAUCAGAAGUAAAUGCAAGGGCGUAACUUUAGGUCUAUCAUUGGGGGGUUAAACUCGCGGCAUAUUUAUUUAUUUAUUGAAUCAUUUUGUUGUGUAAAAGCUAAACUAUUUAAGGCCACAAGAUGGCGGUACAAAGCAAUUGAGUUAAAUCUUGCAAGUAUCGAGGAUGUCGGGUCGAACCAGGGUCGAACCUUUGUGCAGUGCACGCUUGCUAUGCAGUUGCCAGCCAUACUGGCCCCCUCAAAGUCCAGACCUCAACCCCAUCAAGCAAAUAUGGGUUGAUGUAAGUGUUGACGGAGGGGAUCGUACUGGAGAUGGCAGCUCUGAUGACUUCAGGACUUUGGAUUGCAGCUCUCACCGUAGCAACUGUAUUGUGUGCAGAGGUGGAGGAGCGGUUGGUAAACUAUCUACUCUCUCCUGAUCGAUACAACAAACUGAUUCGACCAGCAAUCAACAAAAGCCAGCAGGUCACCAUUGCCAUCCAAGUGUCCCUUGCCCAGCUUAUCAGCGUGAAUGAGAGAGAGCAGAUUAUGACCACAAAUUGUUGGCUCACUCAGGUAUGGCAUGAUUAUCGGUUGAUGUGGGAUCCAGAAGAGUAUGAAGGAAUGAGAAAAGUUCGUCUUCCCUCGCGGCAUAUAUGGCUACCUGACAUUGUUCUGUACAACAAUGCUGAUGGGACAUAUGAGGUGUCUUUUUAUUCCAAUGCGGUUGUAUCAAACAAUGGUGAGGUUGCCUGGCUUCCACCAGCGAUCUAUAAGAGUGCCUGUAAAAUUGAAGUUCGGGACUUUCCCUUCGACCAGCAAAACUGCACGCUCAAGUUCCGUUCCUGGACGUAUGACCACACAGAAAUCGACCUCAUUUUGUUGUCGGACUUUGCAAGCCGAGAUGACUUCAAGCCAAGUGGAGAGUGGGAUAUUGUCUCCUUGCCUGGACGAAAAAACGAAGACCCUAAUGACGUCACAUAUUUGGAUAUAACGUACGAUUUUAUCAUCAGACGUAAACCGCUGUUUUACACCAUAAACCUCAUCAUCCCCUGUAUUCUUAUUACUUCACUGGCCAUCUUGGUGUUUUACCUCCCAUCAGACUGUGGGGAGAAAAUGACUCUGUGUAUCUCUGUUCUUCUGGCCCUAACUGUGUUCCUCUUACUGAUUUCCAAGAUAGUACCUCCGACCUCACUCGCCGUGCCCCUUAUUGGAAAGUACUUGAUGUUCACUAUGGUCUUGGUCACUUUCUCUAUAGUCACAAGCGUGUGUGUACUAAACGUGCACCAUCGAUCCCCAAGCACGCACACUAUGCCGAAAUGGGUCAAAUACUACUUCCUGGCACGUGUGCCUGGAUUACUAUUCAUGCGGCGACCAGGAGAGUCCAACAGACGGGAAAAAUUUCGCAGGAAGCACCAGCAUGGCUCCUUAUCUGAUCCACCAGCAAAACAUGAGGCAGACGAGUCGGCUUCCACCUACUUUGUGAAUGAAGAUUCUAGCAAGCAUAUUGGUUGGAGACCCAAUGAGUCGCAUGAAGGCACAAAGUUUCGUAAGCGGAUGGCAGUGAAGUGCUCUGCGGACAUGGAGGAUGCUGUGAAGGGCGUCAGAUACAUCGCUGACAAGUUGAAGAGUGAGGAUGAUGAUGAAGGGAUAAUCGAGGACUGGAAAUAUGUGGCCAUGGUGAUCGACCGAAUGUUUCUGUGGAUCUUUGUUUUGGUGUGCGUGACAGGAACCAUUGGCCUCUUUAUGCAGCCGCUGUUCAAGAGCUAUAACACACCCAGCAUUGAUGAUUUGUAGAGACGUACAGGCUUCAACUCAACAAACACAAAGCAACGGCACAUCAUAGUUGUUUAUUUUUGCUCCACUCCACAUCCCAGUCUUAGUAGCUGACAACCUAUUUAUGUUAACACAUGUAGAAAUUUGCAGGUAAACCCAACACAGAACUUCAAACCAGACACAUUUAAUAAGGAUUUGUGCCCUUACUUUUCACAGCACUUUACGGAAUUUUUUAUGACAUUAAGUCCAAGCACAAUUCUGGGCACAGAAUAUGAGCUGCCCUCAACAUUGACCCAAUGUCAAAACUGUCAUUCAUCCAUAAAAGUAGUGCCCUGGAGGGCUUAAUGCUCUGUAACGUUUUAUUGAACAAAAAGUGCCCAAAGCUUCAAAAAGCCCCUAGCCAACAGUCGCCUUGGUUGACUGUCUAUCAAGAAAGAGCAAAAUGUUUUUUUUUAUUCCACUUUUCCAAAACUUUUGAAGCAUUUGUGCAUUGGAUGCAUAUAAAUCAGCCAUGCAAAGGAACAGGCUAAUUCUAACUCACUAACAAUACCUAUAUACAAAUG
This is a messenger RNA of Paramisgurnus dabryanus, 2351 nucleotides long. It is a transcript of the gene chrnb5b, whose product is annotated as cholinergic receptor, nicotinic, beta 5b. The record is from RefSeq and is a predicted model, not a curated record. Gene Ontology annotation, molecular function: transmembrane signaling receptor activity; acetylcholine-gated monoatomic cation-selective channel activity. NCBI's taxonomy places the organism in Eukaryota, Metazoa, Chordata, Actinopteri, Cypriniformes, Cobitidae. Gene Ontology annotation, cellular component: postsynaptic membrane. Gene Ontology annotation, biological process: monoatomic ion transmembrane transport.